Messenger RNA from Pseudoliparis swirei, 1831 nucleotides. It is a transcript of the gene tslig3b, whose product is annotated as family with sequence similarity 98 member B. The transcript has 8 exons. The record is from RefSeq and is a predicted model, not a curated record. NCBI's taxonomy places the organism in Eukaryota, Metazoa, Chordata, Actinopteri, Perciformes, Liparidae. The coding region runs from base 168 to 1430 and encodes 420 amino acids. Gene Ontology annotation, cellular component: tRNA-splicing ligase complex.
UCGGCCUUUUAUAUCGGAGUAUUGAGCGCGUGCUGAGGCGGAACCAUCGAGUCCGCGUCGCACGUUUCUCUCCGGCUCACUUACGCGACCGGAACAACAAGAGGCACGAGAGCGAAGCUGCGCGCGUCGCUCUGCUGCCGGGAGACGGACUGAAGGCCGACGCGGCGAUGGAGGGAGACGCGGCGAUGGAGGGAGACGUGCUGGACGCGCUGCAGCAGCUUGGCUAUGGCGGCCCUCUGCGGGAGGAGGAGGCGCUGCUCGGAGCCGCGGCGGGAGGCCUGUCGUCGCCGGAGUACGUGGAGCUGUGCCGCUGGCUGGCGUCCAGGUUACAGCUGCUGUGUGGUCUGGAGGAGAGCAUCACUUCCGGUCCAGUUCUUGAGUGCGACCCUGACCCCGUUGCUCCCCGACGGCAUCAUGCCGGUCCAACGGAACAUCCGCCCUCAGGGACCAAUGCGCCGGUUCCUCCGGCUGAGGUGCAGCGCCUGCAGGUGGAGCUGAGCGCGCUGCUGAAGGAGCUGCACUGGCCCUGUGAAGAGGUCGGUUCAGGGAUUCUGAAGGGCGGCGCACGCACCACCAGGGACCACCUGAAGGUCGUCUUGUUUCUCAGCUCUGAGCUCCAGGCGGCGCAGAUCGUGAGCGGCGGCGGCGGCGGCGCUCGCCAACACGACCAGGGUCCGGUGCACCGGGAGCUCCGGGCCAUCUGUGAGACCCUGAACCUCCCGGAGCCCAGCGGGCGGGACGCGGCCGGGCUCUUCUCCCACGUGCAACACCAGGUGGAGGAAGUCCUCAAAGGUCUUCCAAACGGCUUCCUUGGAAACCCGGCGCUCCGGAGGCCUCUGGGCAGCGACCAAUGGGAGAAGCUGAACGUCGUCAACGCGGCUCUGACUGCAGAGUACGAGUGUCGGCGCAAGAUGAUGAUCAAACGUCUGGACGUCACGGUGAUGUCCUUCAGCUGGGCAGACAGGGCCAAGGUCCAGGUGGACCGCGUAGCGAGGGCCUACCAGCCCAGGAGACGCUCCCUGAGGCCGCGGGCCGCCGUGGACAUGGCCGCCCUGCUGGCCGCCAGAGGAGACGUCUGCAACGUGGUGAAGACGAGCAGCGGCUCCAGCAGGGAGAGGACGUCUUGUGCCGUCAACAAGAUCCUCAUGGGCAGAGUCCCAGACAGAGGGGGCCGGCCCUCGGAGAUGGAAGCCCCUCGGCCCGAGAUGCCACCCUGGCAAGCAAGACAAGAUGGAGGAGGGAGUUGGAGAGGGGGGGGACAGAACCGUGGUGGACAUGGGGGAGGGGGAGUUGAGGAGGGGACAGAACCGUGGUGGACAUGGGAGGGGGGGAGUUGGGGAGGGGGACAGAACCGUGGUGGACAUGGAGGAGGGGGAGGGGGGGGGAGUUGGGGAGGGGGGGGACAUGGAGGAAGGAGAGGGAGGUACUAGUUAUUGGUCUUGACAUGAACUGCUGUUGUUUCUAUGGAGGGAGAAAUGAGUUUAAUCUGAUGACGGUAAAACAUCUUCAUCUUAGAUCGUUUGUAAUGCUCCCUUGGUUGUUUUUAUUGUUUAUAUUUUGCUUUUAACUUUCUCAGUGUUAACGUGGAAAGAAAUACCUGUCAUUAGACCUUUUUGUACAAGAACAAAUGAUCCAACAUCUGCAUUGGACUUAAGACUGUUUCCUCAACACUGAUUCUAAAGAAGGUUGAGUUUUAAAGAGGAAUAGAUACUUUAUUAACAGGUGUCUGAAGGACUGAAGUGAUGGACAAGUAUUACAAUCUCUCCUUUACUAUUGGCUGUGAUGCUUUUCCCGUCUGAAAUAAUGUAAUAAAAUCUCCUCCAAUGACAAA